AUGCACAAAGAUUAUCUCCCGGCGAAUUCUCAACCUCAAGUCGACGAACCAGACGAGGAGAACACGUGGUCUCCCCUUCAGCUCGCCGCUGCGAAAGGAGAUCUGAGUGAGGUACAGCGUCUUCUAGCCCAUGACACAGUGGAUCCUAAUGAGCCCCCCAAAGGAUAUUAUGGAAAGGCAGCUCUUCAAGCUGCCUCCUCUAGUGGAAACCUCGAUGUAGUGGAGGCACUGCUAGCGGCAGGGGCAGACGUCGAUUCUCCUGGAGGAAACAACGGGGGCAAAACAGCCGUGGUCCUAGCCGCAAGUGCGGGUCAUAUGGAUAUCGUUCGCUGCCUGGUCUCUGCGGGAGCAGAUAUCAACCGUCCUCCGCAUCAGUAUAUGGGUCGAACUGCCUUGCAAGCUGCUGCGGAGGGGGUCAUAUCGAGCUCCUACGAUGAGCAAAGAGCAUCUGUCAAUGCCCCCGCUGUCAGAUAUAAGGGAUUGACAGCCCUGCAAGGCGCAGCUCUUGGUGGCCAUUAUCUUAUUGUCCGGAGACUGUUGGACGCAGGAGCUGAUGUGGAUGCUCAAGGGUCGUACUACAAUGGGUAUACAGCGCUUUCGGCGGCGACGGAAGGGGGCCAUUAUGAGAUUGUUCGGAUGUUGCUGGACGCUGGCGCUGACGUUGCUGCCACGUCUGGAAACAAAACUCGGACAGCGGCGCAGAUCGCGAGUUUCCGAGGACAAGACAAUAUCGCACGACUUCUCAUAGUGGCUGAACAGAAGAUAGGCAUGGCACAAGACAUGAAACCUCAUGACUGUGAUUAG
This is a messenger RNA of Penicillium daleae, 804 nucleotides long. RefSeq names its product ankyrin repeat domain-containing protein. The record is from RefSeq and is a predicted model, not a curated record. The transcript has 2 exons. Gene Ontology annotation, molecular function: protein binding. Bases 1 to 804 code for a protein of 267 amino acids. Lineage: Eukaryota; Fungi; Ascomycota; Eurotiomycetes; Eurotiales; Aspergillaceae.